Messenger RNA from Staurois parvus, 147 nucleotides. NCBI's taxonomy places the organism in Eukaryota, Metazoa, Chordata, Amphibia, Anura, Ranidae. The record is from the annotation of a GenBank genome assembly.
AUGAAAAUAACAUGUACAGUGACUCACUUCUCACUGAUGGCAGCCAGCUUUACCGUGUGGAAUAGGUAUGACAGUGUCUUGGAAAGGGCCUGGAGUGGAUGGGUCUCAUUAUCUAUAAUGGGGAUUUAUUUUAUGCCCAAUCAUUAA